GACGUGGUCCUAGUAUCGCGCCACUUUGUCAUCCAAUCCACGAAUCGCAUAUUGCGUUCCUUCCACAUCGUGCCGCUUUGCCAUCACUUUAGUACAUAUUGUAGACUCUACCUACAAUAUACAUGGACAUUUCGCAGUUACUGCAUCACGAUACCGCGCCGGUUCAAAGUUAAACAUUACGGUAUAAAAUAUCACACGUGAACCUCUAAUGUUAAACAAUCAAUAAUUCUGUAUGUAUAAAUAUCAAUUCAAUGGUGAUUAAUGUUACAUUUGCGAGUUAAUUAACGAACAUAUAAGUAUUGUAAGUUGUGUCGAUUUUGUGAUUUUAAAAUAUUUUAAAUUAAUUUUGGACCUUGGCGCAAAAUCUUCGAACAGUUUAAAGGAUUUUUAAAAUGGCUCCGAAUUCGUCAGAUGCGAAUGGAGUGCUUUUUGAAAGUGAUGCAGCCACUCCAGAUAUGGCACUUCCAAAUACUCCAGUAAUGAAAGCUGAUAACUAUCCAAAAAAAUUUGUUUGGAGAAACAUUAUAGCAUUUGCAUAUCUACACAUUGCAGCAAUUUAUGGUGGUUAUUUAUUUUUGUUUUCGGCUAAAUGGCAAACAGAUAUAUUUGCCUACAUAUUGUAUGUUAUGUCUGGACUGGGAAUAACAGCUGGUGCACAUAGACUAUGGGCUCAUAAGUCAUAUAAAGCAAAGUGGCCACUGCGUCUCAUCCUUGUUAUCUUCAACACUUUGGCAUUUCAGGACUCUGCAAUAGAUUGGGCAAGGGACCAUCGCAUGCAUCACAAAUAUUCAGAGACAGAUGCAGACCCUCAUAAUGCUACCCGUGGCUUCUUCUUUUCACACAUUGGCUGGCUUUUAGUUCGUAAACAUCCUGAACUCAAGAAGAAAGGGAAAGGCCUAGAUCUUAGUGACCUUUAUGCUGACCCCAUCCUUCGUUUCCAAAAGAAGUACUACAUGAUUUUGAUGCCAAUCGCCUGCUUCGUCCUUCCGACUGUGAUUCCAGUCUACGGCUGGGGUGAGACUUGGUUGAACGCUUAUUUUGUAGCCGCGAUGUUCCGUUACGCUUUCAUUCUCAAUGUCACGUGGCUGGUCAACUCAGCUGCCCACAAAUGGGGUGACAAGCCAUACGACAAGAGCAUUCAGCCGUCAGAGAAUAUAUCAGUCGCGAUUUUCGCACUCGGUGAAGGAUUCCAUAACUACCACCACACUUUCCCGUGGGAUUACAAAACUGCUGAAUUAGGGAAUAACAGAAUCAACUUUACAACGACUUUUAUUAACUUUUUCGCGAAAUUCGGUUGGGCGUAUGAUCUGAAAACUGUUUCUGAUGAAAUAGUCCAAAGUCGGGUGAAACGUACGGGUGAUGGUACUCACCCAUUGUGGGGGUGGGGUGAUAAAGACCACUCCAAAGAAGAAAUGGACGCGGCCAUCAGAAUCAACCCUAAAGAUGAAUAAAAUGCACACGAUAUACGAGAAUCGCAAUCCUGUUCUACAAAGGGAACAUGAGAUAAUGUUACCCUUUUUAUUUUAAUAAUUUAUGUCUAUGAUAGCGAUAAAGCUUCCACUAUUUAGGUUAUAAGUGUAUUUCGAAUAUUUUUCGCUUGUAUGAGCUCAAAUGGGCACAAUCUCUUUAGUUUUUGUUGUGACGAAUAUUUUUUUUUGGUCAAAUCUAAAAGAUAGAUCUAAAUUUUAGUUUUAGCUAUUCGCACUGAAUUGUGAGACUGUGAACGAAAUAGUUUUUAAGUUUGCAUAUUUGUUUACUGCGUAUACUAUGAAAUAGUUGAGAAUCGUAAAUUAAAUAUUAUUAACAUUUUUUAUUUAAAUAUUUUCGAGCCCCAUAGUAUGAUUUCCUUCACGUUAAUCGGCAAGUCUUUACAUUUUCGUAAUUUAUCCAAAUCUUGCCUACACAUUUAUUUGCAUUGAAAUUUAUGUUACGCAGUAUAAACACAUCAGUAUUACGCACUAGAUACACAAUCACUAGUUUGUAUGUUUUGCAUUUUCGGUUUGAAAACCCGCACAUUAUUUAUUGAAAUGGUUCGUUGCAAGGUUAAGGACUGUCUACAGGAGUAUGGUAUAAUGUCGACGAAUGUUGCCAUAUAUUUAACGUAACUUGUUGCUCGCUAUGAAGGAUGUACAGUCACCAAGCAUCUUGGGAUAUGAAUCGUAAAACGUAUUUAACCAAAAAGGUGUUAACUUUAUUUUGAAUUUUCUUAUGGUAACAUUUAAGCUUCUUCCUAAGUCUAAAUAUUGUGGCGUAUCUGAAAUAUAACUUAGUCUAUAAAGAAUAUGUUUUCUGCAACUUCAUAGCGAACUCCAAGCGGAUGACGUCACGAAGUACCAAGUUUGACGUAGGACUGAUGUGUGGAAAUGAUUGUGAUAUUUAGAAUAUAGAUGAUCGGAAAAUAAAACCAAUGCGAUCUUAAAUUAUUUAUUGAAAGCUUAAACGGCGUUCCCAAUGUAUCGUUUGCACUCAGUGUUGAUUAAUUUACUAAUAUGCUGGACAUAAUGUAGUAAUAUAACAGUGCUAGCGAA
This is a messenger RNA of Pieris rapae (cabbage white), 2528 nucleotides long. RefSeq names its product acyl-CoA Delta-9 desaturase (gene DESAT4). The record is from RefSeq and is a predicted model, not a curated record. Gene Ontology annotation, biological process: unsaturated fatty acid biosynthetic process. The coding region runs from base 393 to 1451 and encodes 352 amino acids. Gene Ontology annotation, molecular function: stearoyl-CoA 9-desaturase activity; iron ion binding. The transcript is spliced from 5 exons. NCBI's taxonomy places the organism in Eukaryota, Metazoa, Arthropoda, Insecta, Lepidoptera, Pieridae. Gene Ontology annotation, cellular component: endoplasmic reticulum membrane.